This is a messenger RNA of Coregonus sp. 'balchen', 3458 nucleotides long. Lineage: Eukaryota; Metazoa; Chordata; Actinopteri; Salmoniformes; Salmonidae. The record is from the annotation of a GenBank genome assembly.
AUGUCUCUGUCUAUCCUCUGUACCUUCAGCCCCUGCCACGUCAUCCUCUUCUCCUAUUCCGGCAUAGCCUGGAAACUCCACAAGGCCUACCAGUCCAUCCAGAGCGGCGACUUCAACUACGGACACAUCGAGAGGAAGGUCACUCUGGUGAGUAUGAAGGUUUAUCUGUUGACUGUUUAUUAACCGUUUACGGAUUUUUCUUUAAAGCUGGAAUCCACAUUUGUUUUUGUUUUGUUGAUAAAACGGAGGAGAGGAAAGUUUGGCAGCAUGGUAAUAAAAAUUUCAAAACAUAUGAAGUAAAAUAAAACAUAAUACAAUUGUAUUGGUCACAUGCGCCGAAUGCUUACUUACGAGCCCAUUCCCAACAAUGCAGAGUUAAAAAAAGAAAAAAAGAUUUGCUGAAUAAAAACUGAAAUAGUAACACAAUAAAAUAACAAUAACGAGGCUAUAUACAAGGAUUAACGGUACCGAGUCAAUGUGCAGGGGUACGAGGUAGUUGAGGUAUUGAGGUAAUACAGUAUGUACAUGUAGGUAGGGGUAAAAGAGACUAGGCAAUAAGGAUAGAUAAUAAACAGAGUAGCAGCAGCGUAUGGGUAGUGUGUGAAGUGUGUCUAUGUGUGAGUGUGUGUGUGUGUGGUGUCAAUAUGCAUGUGUGUGUGAGCGUAUGUGUGUGUAUAUGUGUGUGUGUGUUGGAGUAUCAGUGUAGUAUGAGUGUGUGUGUGGGUAGAGUCUAUUGAAUGUGCAUAGAGCCAGUGCAAGAGAGUCUGUGCAAAAAAAUUAAUAUAAAAUAAUAAAAUAAUAAACGGGGUCAACGUAAAUAGUCCGUGUAGCCAUGUGAUUAACUGUUCUGGAGUCUUAUGGCUUGGGGAUAGAAGCUGUUCAGGAGCCUUUUGGUCCCAGACUUGGGAGCAGUCUAUGACUUUGGUGGGCCUUUGACAAUUUUUAGGGCCUGUUAUUAUAAAAAUAAUAAUAAUUCUUAUUAUUAUAAUUAUAAUUAUUAGGAUGUUCUAUUGCACGUGCAAUGAUGUCCGAAGGAGAAAACAGUGUUUGUUGUUUGAAGUAACUUAUUUGUUGUGGUAAUAUCACAAACAGACAUGGCAGUUUAAGUACGGAUUCCAUCUUAAUGAGAUUAUUGGGUUUAUUAAUGGGUUACUGGGGUUUGAAGUCAAUAAAUCAAUCCAUGAAUCCGUUUCAAAUUUAAAGAUUUAUUGACUAUCUAUAAACCUUUGAUAAUCGCCAGCCUCAUGGCUUCUCUAUGGUGUCUGGUUAAAAAUAACAAUUUAUCCGAACAGGCUGACCAGCAUAUCUACAAGAACAGAUUGCACUGUUCAGUGAAUACAAUUGCCUUGUUAUUGUCAAACUGCCUCCCUCCUUACCAAUUGUGCAAGUUCUCCCACUUAAAAAGAUGAGAGAGGCCUGUAAUUUUCAUCAUAGGUACACGUCAACUAUGACAGACAAAUUGAGGGGAAAAAAUCCAGAAAAUCACAUUGUAGGAUUUUUAAUGAAUUUAUUUGCAAAUUAUGGUGGAAAAUAAGUAUUUGGUCACCUACAAACAAGCAAGAUUUCUGGCUCUCACAGACCUGUAACUUCUUCUUUAAGAGGCUCCUCUGUCCUCCACUCGUUACCUGUAUUAAUGGCACCUGUUUGAACUUGUUAUCAGUAUAAAAGACACCUGUCCACAAGCUCAAACAGUCACACUCCAAACUACACUAUGGCCAAGACCAAAGAGCUGUCAAAGGACACCAGAAACAAAAUUGUAGACCUGCACCAGGCUGGGAAGACUGAAUCUGCAAUAGGUAAGCAGCUUGGUUUGAAGAAAUCAACUGUGGGAGCAAUUAAUUAGGAAAUGGAAGACAUACAAAACCACUGAUAAUCUCCCUCGAUCUGGGGCUCCAUGCAAGAUCUCACCCCGUGGGGUCAAAAUGAUCACAAGAACGGUGAGCAAAACAUCCUUGACAUGAUAGCAGACAUUAGCGGAAUAUCUUCUAAUACCACACAAAUGACCGAAAUGAGUGGCUACUCUGUCAGUGACAAACUGAGAGCAAUAAAAACGACCUGGUCUUGAAUGAAAACAAUAGCCCAGGCCAAUGAAGAGACACCCAUAUUGUACAAUAUUAGGAUAAAUAUAUAUACUGUAUAUUAUAGGCUACAGUAGGCUACUAAAUAAACUUUCCAGUGGCAUUGAUUCACCCAAUGAUGAAGAUUAAGCCUAGACUACUCACUGGUGAUGGUUGAUGCGCUCGUGCCAAUAGCUUAUCUCAAGAUAAGACACUUUGAAAAACAGUGCUGUCCACUCAGAAUCGCUCGAAAGUUGUUGAGAAUUUUAUUUUAGCUUCUACAGACAGAUUAGUCUUCUCUUUUCAGCAGUAGGCAUUUUCUUUCCAACAUUUUUUCUCGUGGUUGUAUUUAGAAAUUUUCAAAAAGCAAACUGACAGCCUCAACCAACCAUAUAAAUAUAAUCCAUUGAUGGCAGUUCCCAUUGAUGUCAGGACUGGCAGCAAUUGCUAGUGUACCCAUGAGUUUAACAGUCCAGGGUUAGAGGUUACAACACCCUUCUAUGGAUUAUGUCAAUGGCCACAACGCAACAAGCUGUUCUAUAUUUGCCGUUCGUGCUGCCCAAAUUGCGGACUGUUUGUUUUUGCAUUGUUUGUUUGUUUACGAGGGAUGAAUUAUUCAAUUCUGGUUAGAUAUCAAAACAGGACAAGUCUAGUAAAUUGUCAUCGUUUUUGAAGAUAAUAUUUAUCCAGGUAAAACCCUGUUUUAUACUUAUCCACUUAGGGUCUUUUAGACAUUGGGCUCAAACAAAGCUCAUGAAUGACAGUGACUAAAGCGUAGAAGACUUUUGUAUUUAUUUAAGAAAUGCUUUAGUCCCUGUCAAAUCUGGCUUCCUCACGCUUAAGAUGUUUGACAAGGCUGUAAACAUAGUCUAUAUAGAUGAAUGUCUUUCCUCCCCCUCUCCUCUCCUCUCCUCCCCCUCUCCUCUCCUCUCCUCCUCCUCUCCUCUCCUCUCCUCUCCUCUCCUCUCCUCUCCUCUCCUCUCCUCUCCUCCCCCUCUCCUCUCCUCCUCCCCCCCCCCCUCUCCUCUCCUCCCCUCCCCAGAUGGGGGUGUUGAUCAGUUUAGGGUUCAUCGUGGCCUGGUCUCCCUACGUGGUGCUCAGCUUUUGGUAUAUGUUCCAGGGGAAGGCCAGCCUGGCCCCACUGGUCUCCCUGCUGCCCUGCUUGUUCGCUAAGGGCUCCACGGCCUACAACCCUUUUAUCUACUACAUCUUCAGACGCUCCUUUAGACGCCAGCUCCACCAGCACCGGGGGCUGAUCUGCUGCUCUGCCCAGCCAGACACACCUUCGUUUGGGGAGACGGAAGCAGACAGACUUUGAGGUCUGAUCUACGACAGAGCCUCCCGGAGGAGAAGAGUGGAGCUCCUCUGGUGGGGGAGUUGGGAACUGCGGCGCUGGAGAUA